Messenger RNA from Polistes canadensis, 2897 nucleotides. It is a transcript of the gene Lamp1, whose product is annotated as lysosome-associated membrane glycoprotein 1. Gene Ontology annotation, cellular component: membrane. The coding region runs from base 349 to 1533 and encodes 394 amino acids. Lineage: Eukaryota; Metazoa; Arthropoda; Insecta; Hymenoptera; Vespidae. The record is from RefSeq and is a predicted model, not a curated record. The transcript has 6 exons.
GUGGGGGAAGACGUAACAGAAGAGAACAAAGAGAACCGCCAUAUCGGAUUGUGGUACUUUUAUCAAUAAAUUAUAAACGACUUGUUUUUUAUUCAAAAUUAAAUUAGAAUUCAAUUGAAAUUUCAACAUUUAUUAUCUUUAAUAUAUAAUAUUAAUUCGCAAUCAUUAGAAAAUCAAUUAUAAAUAAUAUUAAUUCGUUAAUAAUUAAAUCGCGUUUGUGAACUUGCCUUUAAGCUACGCUCCUCCGAUUGUACCCCUCAUAUUUCGAUUUCAUCGGUAUAUCAGAGGUAAAGUAAAGUUUUGCUAGGAUUAUCAAGAAACAGUGAAGUUAAUUGAAUAUUAACAAACAUGUUCAAAAUCACAUUACUUAUUCUAUUUUGCGCAAUAUCAGGCUAUGGUAUAAGCGGACAAACUCAUGAUAAAAUCGAGACAAAGGUUUUUAAUGAAUCUGCAAAGAUUGGAAAGGAAUUACUACCACCUACAAAUGCCAAUUUAAAUCCCAAUUCUAACAAUAUAGUUACUCAACCAUUACAAGUAGAUUCUAAACAGUCAUCUUUAACAUCUAAUGCAAAUGCAACAGAUCCACAAAUAAAAGAUACUGUUGCAUCAAAUGCAGCAGCUAUUAAAAAGGAAGAUUCUGCUUUGCCGAAUACUCCGAUCAAUGAAACUACAUCUGCAAAUACACUCGUCGAUCAAAGUACAGCAAAAAAUAUUGAAAAUGAUUCUAAGAAAAUAAUUGAAGAUUCAAAUACAGAUAAUAAUACUAAAAAUGCUGUAGUAAUAUCUACCACCCCAAAACCUGAAACACCCACAACAAUCAAAACAACCAUAACAACAAUAACAACAAUAGCAACAACAUCCAAUAAUACAAGCACUACUGCGGCACCACCCGUACCUUUGCCAACUCCAAAACCUGGAAAGUGGUUGCUUAAUGAAAGUAAUAUAACUUGUAUUAUUGUUAGUAUGGCUGUACAAUUUAACGUUUCUAAUUAUUCUGAUGAAAAUAACCAGACGAAAUACAAAGUAUUUAAUCUACCCGAUAGUACAAAUGAGACUAAAGUGUCUGGUUCGUGUGGAAAAUUAGAACAAUCUAUAAUUUUGCAGUGGAAUGGCACUGUAAACGUAACAAAUACUUUUACCCUUCACUUUUCCAAGAAUGAAACUACAAAACAAUAUCAUUUUCAUCAUUUAGAACUUAAUGUUACUGAAGGAAAUCAAACUUCUAUGUUCGUACACAAUGCAACGUUAUUUUCUACUGGAUUAAGUAACUCUUACAGAUGUUUAAAAGAACAAAAUUUCACUUUUGACUCUAAUAAAACAAAAGGAUAUUUAUUGAUGUCUGAUUUGCAAUUCCAAGCUUUUAAAACCGACCAAAAUGUUAAUUUUGGUGAAGUUAAAGACUGCAAACUGGAUACACCAGACAUUGUCCCAAUAGCUGUGGGUUGUGCAUUAGCAGUUUUGGUAAUCAUUGUAUUGAUUGCCUAUCUUAUAGGACGUAAGCGAAGCCAGUCACGUGGCUAUCUUAGUAUGUAAUCUGCUUGAAGUCAGAUUUUUUACUGGUCAGUUUAUAAUUUUUUCUUAUAUAAAUUUUACAUUACAAAAAUCAGUUAUACUACGAAUUUAUCCAAUUACGCAUUGUGCUCAUAGACUAUCAAUGAAUCUAUACAAUUAAGGUAUAACUUUUUGUUUAUAAAGUUACUAUUACUAAAGUUAUAAUGCCAAGCAGUUACUUAGUAAGAUAGUUUUAAGAUAUGUAUAGCUGAGAAUUUGCAAUUUAUAAAAAAUGAAGGAACUUGCAAUACUAUGAUAUGUCUAUGUAUAUCCACGUUUCAAUGUAUGAAAUAUCUUCUGAGAGGUUGAAUCUCGUGGAAACAUUUGAUUUGGUAUUGUUGCAUUAACGGUAUAUCACAAGCGGCAGUAUUCUUUAAAUAAGUUUAACACAAAUUGGGAAAGGCAUUGUUUAGUUUAUUAUACUCAGAGAUAUAAAGAAUUAUAUGAUCGUCGGAUAUUUACGAUUAUUAAGUAUAUCAUAAAAGAUUUAAUUAUCAUUUCUUUUUGUUUUAGAUGAAAAUAACGUAAAUUUAUUAUUAUUAUUAUUUGAAUAGAGAAAUUUAAUUGGGUAUUAUAUAUAAAUGUGGAUAAAAUUAAUAUUAUACUUUUAUUUCUUAUUUUUCUUGAGGAAUAUACUGUUGGCGAAUGCGAAAGUCUGUGAUUCCUGGUGUAUAUAUAUAUAUUGUUGAAAAAAAGUAUGGAAGAGCAUGAAUUACAUGAGUUUGUAUAGAUAAUCCUGCUUCUUUCCACCCUUUCGCAUAAGUGAACAUGUAAAACUAGGCGAAUUUAGGCCGUGUAUGCUACUCCAGAAGAUAAUCAUUAGCAAUUAGAAUUGCUUUGUCUUUUUGAAACGAAUUUUUGUUUAUUCAAAUAAUUAAUUACUUUUAACUCUUAGAAUACGGAACAAAAUGUAAAUGAGCACUUAUUAUGGGCAAUGUUUACUUCAAAGUAACAGUUAACGUUAAAUUUAAAACUUUUUCCAUGACAACUGAUAACAAAGUGCUAAAGUAAAAUUCUUGAAGAGAGAAAUAUUGUCUUGAAAAUUCCAUUUUUCUUAGAAAUGCAGAAAAAUUUUUUAUGUAAGGUAGUAAAUUGAAAUAAUUGCUGAAUGGAUAUUUAUCAUUAUGCCACAGCGAUAAUUUUCUAACAGUACUCUGAAAGAUUAAAUGUGAUUCUUACUCGAUACAAUGUUAUGAUGAAAAUAUUCACAGCUAAGAGUUAUGGAAAAAUUAUUUUUCAUAUUAUAUGGAUUACUUAUGAAUAAAGAAUGCUAAUUAAUAGUUUAAGACAAUGACCAACAAAACUUUUACAUUAAUUUUUAUUUACAUAAAAUAAAAAUUUUUAUU